AUGGACAGAGACGUCGAUAAUGCGAACCCGACCAUAUUGACUGCAGCACAGCUGCCUACGCGGCAGAGCAAGAAGAACCUAGCAAGGAAGGGCCCAGAUAACAAGUACGACGGUAUCAUCUUGGCCAAGCCCGACUUCCUAUCCCACCCUUUCUGUGACGCCGACGACUUCUUGUGGCACGACAAGGAUGAUGCGAAUGAGGACUUCACACAGGAGCCCAUUGACGAGCAAGAAAUAUACGACCUCAUAUCAACGAUUUCUGACCCAGAACAUCCCUUGUCCCUGGGUCAACUAGCCGUCGUCAAUUUGCCUGACAUCUAUAUCACACCGGCGCCAACGGCUCAGCAGGACCCCGACGCGUUAAUCACUGUCUUGGUCGAGGUAACGCCGACUAUCACACAUUGUUCCCUUGCGACGGUCAUUGGGCUUGGGAUUAGAUUUCGGUUGGAGCAGGCGCUGCCGCCCAACUAUCGCAUUGACGUGAGGAUCAAGGAGAACACGCACAGUCAGGACGAGCAGGUUAACAAGCAGCUCGGCGACAAGGAGAGAGUGGCUGCCGCUGUCGAGAAUGACACCUUGAAAGGUGUCCUCGACAAAAUGCUUGAAACAUGCGUCUGA
Molecule: messenger RNA, 618 nt
Organism: Verticillium nonalfalfae
Lineage: Eukaryota; Fungi; Ascomycota; Sordariomycetes; Glomerellales; Plectosphaerellaceae
Gene: FAM96B
Product: Mitotic spindle-associated MMXD complex subunit MIP18
Exons: 2
Coding region: 1-618 (205 amino acids)
Biological process (GO): iron-sulfur cluster assembly
Source: RefSeq, a predicted model, not a curated record